AUAAGCAGGAUGUGGCCUCUUCUACUAAACCACAGGAGGGUUGAGCUUCACACUGCCGUUUCUAAAUAUGGUGUAAGAGAGAGAGAGAGAGAUCACAGGUCCAACUGUCUAUGGAAAGUGAAAGUAGAAAACUAAGGUGUGCCUCAUACUGUGUCUUUGUAAGUACAGAAUUGUUUCCUUCAUAGUUUUAAUUUCGGCGAUGAUAGGGUUAAGCUGGGUGGUAAUGGUGCUGACAGAUUGUUGUAGUGACUUGUUAAAGCAAAUUUGUUUUAACGCCACUAAUUUCUUUGACGCAAUCGAUCAUUUGGAGGUUGUAGUGGGCUCAGAUUUAAAGCUAGAGUGACGAUACUGGUAUCAAACUAGAAAACCUAAGGAAUCAACUGGUGUGUUUUUUUUAUGCUAAAUGUAGUACCUGUGAGGAAAUUUGUUUGUGUGUUGUAUGAUGACCCUGGUGAUGAAGGCCACAAGCUGAAACAUGUUGGUCUAACAAUACAUGUGAUCUGCAUACUACAAGUGUUGCUUGAGUGUUACUUCUUCAGACUUCCAUCUCCAUGCACCUUGGAAUACAAGAGGAAGUGGUCACAGCCUGCUGCAGCCAUAGAUCAAGACUAUCAUGAAGGCCAGAGCUUGUAUAAGAAAGGAGUACGGAGUCAUCUUCCUCUCUCUGGCUCUCUUUGUCUUGAUCUAUGUGCUACGUAACAUGGAUGUUCUGGAGUUUCCACAUAAAGUGAACUCCAUCAUCAUCGUCCCAAGAGUUUUCACUGACCCUGACAUGAAUCGCAGCUUCUGCAAUUUCCAGCCACUGUCCCGUGAGGAGGCUCUGGAGGAACGCUUCCUACUAGACUCCAUUGCUUGGCCUGAAACUCCACUUGUUUCUUUGGAGCAGACCAGCGAUCCAGCUCACAGCAACUUCACCAUUCUCCCAGCGAGGGGAGGAGGACAGUGGCACGUAGGGGAUCAGCUGGAGGUUAUGAUACAGAUGUCUGACUUCAAGGGCCGUCCCAGGAAGUCUGGGGGGGACUUCUUACUCGCCAGGCUGCACAACCGGAAGAUUGGUGCAGGUGUGGUUGGGCAAGUGGUGGAUCAUCUCAAUGGGAGUUACUCUGCUGUAUUCUCUUUACUCUGGGAUGGAGGCGCGCAGGUUGAGGUGACGCUGGUUCACCCCGUUGAGGUUAUCCCAGUGCUGAACAGGCUGAACAGCGAACAGCCCGACAGGAUUUACUUCAACAGCCUCUUCCGCUCAGGCUCAGUCUCUGAAACUUCCAUCUGUAACGUCUGCCUACAUCCAACCCAGCCUCUGUGCAACUUCACUGACGUCCGUACAGGCGAGCCUUGGUUCUGCUACAAGCCAAAGAGCCUGAGCUGUGAUGCCAGGGUCAACCACGCCAUGGGAUCAUACAAAGAAAACAUCAAGGCCGAGGAGAAGAAGCUCUUUCAAAGCGGUGUUAACUUGAAAGUCUACAUGCGGUCUUCAGGACCUGCCAGUGUCACUGUGUUGCCACAAAAGGAAGCUCAACCAAAGGUGCAGAGCAGCAGUGUGACAUCUGGUCCUUCUGGUUUUUACUACCAGGAUGUGUGGCGAGCACUAGGUGGCACCACAGUUCAACAGUUCCAAUUCAACACUGCUGCCAUGAUUCAGUGUCUGAAAGGAAAGGUGGUCCACAUGUAUGGAGACUCCACCGUCAGGCAGCUGUUUGAAUUCCUCAACGCAGCUCUACCAGAUCUGAAGGAGUUUGACCUGCACAGCCCAGAGAAAGCUGGACCUUACAUGUCCUUGGACUAUGCAAACAACAUCUUGUUGACGUCCCGCUUCCACGGCCCUCCUAUCCGUAUUGUCGUCGUCUCAGCCAGCCAGCUUCGGUACAUUGCCAAUGAAAUAGAUGGCUUAAUUGGAGGCACCAACACUGUCGUCGUUUUUGGCAUCUGGGCUCACUUCGGCACUUUCCCGAUGGAGAUCUACAUCCGGAGGCUGCAGAGCAUCCGCAGGGCGGUGGUGCGGCUGCUGGACAGGGCUCCAGGCACGCUGGUCGUCAUCCGAACCGGGAACCCCAAAGCUCUGUCGCUUACUAUCUCUCUAACCAACAGCGACUGGCACUCGUGGCAGUGUAACAAGGUGCUCAGAGCCGUGUUCAAAGGACUGAAUGUUCAUCUGAUCGAUGCCUGGGAGAUGACCCUGGCCCACCACCUGCCGCACGACCUUCACCCAGCACCUCCUAUUAUUAAGAAUAUGGUUAACGUUCUCUUGUCCUACAUGUGCCCUCAAAAGGGUGUAUAGAUGUGUGUUUGUUUGGGAGGGGGAGUGGGGAUUAAAGCACAUGCUGAGUUUACUUGUUAUCUCUGUGUUUCUAUCAAGUCCUGUUUUUUUCAUUCAGGCAACCCAUGCACCGACUAGACUGAC
Sebastes umbrosus (honeycomb rockfish) is the source of this 2398-nucleotide messenger RNA. Its product is annotated as NXPE family member 3-like. The transcript has 7 exons. The record is from RefSeq and is a predicted model, not a curated record. Lineage: Eukaryota; Metazoa; Chordata; Actinopteri; Perciformes; Sebastidae. Bases 614 to 2275 code for a protein of 553 amino acids.